AUGUUUUCUUGUCAUGACUUUACGGGUCACUGCACCUUCUGCUUUAGAAAUGUGUUUAAUGAGCCAAUUACAUACUGCGAGUGCGGAACAGAAUUCUGCAAUGCACAUGUGAAAUAUCAUAUGGAGAAUGACCACAAAAGGAUAUUAGUGACUAUUACAGGAAAAAUGCCUGAUAUUGAAAUAAAAAUAGAAAGCUCUGAAAGGGAGAUAGAGAAAGAAUCUCUUGAGAGUCAAAUCAGGCAGUGCCUGUUUACACCCGUUGUAGAAGGUGCACAGAUAAAAAAGUGCCCACAUAUAAAUGUAGACAAGGAAAUACGCAUAGAAAGUGCCACCUGUACAAAUUGCGAUAUAAACAGCAACUCCUGGGCGUGUGUGAAGUGCAGUACGGUAUUCUGUGGACGGGAACAGUAUGGAAUAGAAGGAAAAGGACACGGAAUGAAGCACUAUAUGGAGGAUAAUGAGCAUUGUACAUAUCUGAAAGUGCAGAAUAUAGACAGCAAUAAGAAGAUUGUUGAUGUGUAUUGUUAUAAGUGCGAGAGCAUGGUAGGGCAUGAUAUAUAUCCAUACAUAAGAAAUCUCAUACCAAAUGCAAAUAAUAUUCAUAGUGAAAAGCAUAAAGAAGAUGCCUGCAAUGAAGAAGUUGCAAAAGCAGAUGCUGAGCCAGUGCUAAAUACACUGGAACUAGCAAGAAGACUGAAUAGCAAGACAGAAGAAAUAUCCCGUGAUUUAGAGAAAGAAAGCACAACACAAAUUAUACCGUAUAAGACUGUGUGGUCUGAAGGAGGAAUAGUUGACCUAGGGAAUACGUGCUACAUUUCAUCUGUUUUGCAGGCUGUGGCAUACUGCAUCUCUGCGGCUGGGUGCAUGAAUAUGCUCAAGCCAAUUUACUACACAGAAUGUGAAAGACCAAAGGAGUGCUUUGGAUGCCAGUUCAGGAAAGUGAUUAAACAAGUAGACUUAUCGCACAAGACUAAGGUUGAAAGCUUCUCAGUCAAUAGUUUGUGCAAAGUGAUUGAGAGCAUGUACCCAAGAUAUGUCAUAGGAACACAGCAAGAUGCUUCAGAGUACCUCACAGACAUGCUUAUGCUUGUAGAAAGCUACAGUGAAAUGGGACAUUUUUCAGAGUUGCACGAGUGCUUUAAAAUCAGACAGGAAAUUCACAUUGUCUGCGACAGCUGCAACACUUUUACAUCGCAGGAGGAGAUUGGCCCAGUUAUAUACAUAGGGUCAGAGCAGAAAGUGGAGGAAAUAUUCUCGCCUGAGAUGCUGCCUGCUGUAUGCGAGUGCAAAGAAAGAAAAAAAAGAAAGACAUAUCUGACAAAACCCCCUAAAAUACUGACAGUUGGAAUAAACAAAGAUGUAAACAGCAACGAAAAAAGGACUAUUCCAGAUAUUUUAAAUGUAAAAAGCCUACCCGGAAAGAAUAUACAAUACCGGCUAGAGGCAGCAAUUAUCCAUAAGGGCACACCCCAGGCAGGGCAUUACGUCGUGCAGGUGCCCCUUGCAGAAUGCAAGCUAGGGAAGUCUCUUUUUCAGGACUUUGAAAAAAAGGAGAAAGAACUGCAUGCCAAACUAGAAGAAGAGGUGUGCGCAGAAAAAAAGGAGGAUGACGCAGACGCAUCAUCUGCAAGCACCAAUAAAAAGCACAGAAAGUGCACACCAAUCACUCAAGAAAAUGCGUAUGUAGUGCACGACAACGAAAAGACAGGAAUACAGGAGCUGCUGCAGUCUGAUGCAACACUUCUCUUCUAUAAAUUAUUCAAUGAAUAA
This is a messenger RNA of Nematocida ausubeli, 1770 nucleotides long. RefSeq lists its product as uncharacterized. NCBI's taxonomy places the organism in Eukaryota, Fungi, Microsporidia. Gene Ontology annotation, biological process: protein deubiquitination. Gene Ontology annotation, molecular function: cysteine-type endopeptidase activity; zinc ion binding; cysteine-type deubiquitinase activity. Gene Ontology annotation, cellular component: cytosol; nucleus. The coding region runs from base 1 to 1770 and encodes 589 amino acids. The transcript has a single exon. The record is from RefSeq and is a predicted model, not a curated record.